Episyrphus balteatus (marmalade hoverfly) is the source of this 1720-nucleotide messenger RNA. Its product is annotated as F-box only protein 39. The record is from RefSeq and is a predicted model, not a curated record. NCBI's taxonomy places the organism in Eukaryota, Metazoa, Arthropoda, Insecta, Diptera, Syrphidae. The transcript is spliced from 8 exons. Gene Ontology annotation, molecular function: protein binding. The coding region runs from base 180 to 1682 and encodes 500 amino acids.
AUCUAAAUAGACUGUAUAUCUUUAGAGCCGAAAAAAUUUUAUUUGGGAAAAGUGCCAGUAGUGUUUCGAUUGCUUUGUGAAAUUCUGUCCAAUUUUCCCGGAUAUUUGUUUUUUGAGUUAGCAUAUUUAAAAGCAUUACCUUUUUUAUGAACGUUCCUCAUUAAAGGAUAUGUUCGAAAAUGUCGGAAACAAUUGUAAAAGCUCAAAGAGGUUGCUGGAAGAUUGAUCAAAACGAAGAAGCGUGUUAUAUUGACGUUGAAGAAAACGAUGACGAAGAUUGCAAUCCAAACAAGGAGUAUUCACAAUGGUGUAUUUUACCCGACCUUCUAUUGGAAGAAAUAUUUUCCUACUUAUUAGUGAAGGAACGUUACUAUGCAAGCCUGGUUUGUCGUCAUUGGUAUAGAAUUUUUCAUAUGUCUCGCGUUUGGUCUAAUUUCGUUGUUGAUGAUCAAACCCUAACCCGCACCAAAUACAACUAUUAUUCAGGUUGGCAAUAUGUUCUUGACCACAUGCGGACGCAAAACUGCAUGCAACGUAUCGGGCGCCACAUUGGCGGCUUGGUUUUUCGACCACUUCACAGUUUUAAUAAUAUUUUUCAAUUUAUGACGAUGCUUUCUUGGAGCAUUGAGAAGAGGAAUGAACGUCCUGAACUGACGGGCGUUGGUUUAAAAAUACGAAGCUUAGUAUAUGAGUUCCCAUGCAACAUGUCUCAAACGGACGAUCCAGAGGGUAUUAAACUGUUUGGAACUGGAGGAGAACUUCUUAAAUGUUUGAAAAAUCUUAUGGCAAAACUGACAGAAUUACGAGUUCUCAAAUUAGUUGACUUCGUCUUGGAGCGAUACGAGGCCAACCAUCUUUUGGAUGAAGUUCUAGAUUCGUGCUUUUCACACAUGCGAGUUUUAAAUCUUGUUAAUGUAACAACCACUCACUGCCCAAUUAUGCAUGUCGGUCUCUUUGCAAAUCUAAAGGUAUUAAUAAUUUCUCCUCAAAAUAUCGAUGAUGAUGUAAUACUUCUGCUGGCAGACUCAAAACUUCAGCAUCUACAUAUUUAUCAAAAUAGGUAUACUCCAACAUCGGGGUCAAUCACUGCAUGCGGAGUUAAAGCUUGGCGAGCAGUUAAACGAGAUAAUCCUUCGUUGAAAGUACACCUUCGAGUAGAAUCAGCUUCAGAUGGAGAAAUUCUUCUUCAACCUGAAGCUCCAGUUUACAGUAUACUAUACAAUGCACCAAAAACAAAGAUAAAACCCGACUUACUGAUCCGGAUGGUCGAUCACUACAAAGGGACACUUACGAUUUACGGUCACGAACUUCUGCCAAAAUUUGUAAGUCCAAAAUCUUUUGAUAACCGAGUAGAUAGCUUGUUGCUGCUUCUUUGUCGCCAAUCAUAUAAUCUCACAACGUUGAUUAUUAGAGAAAAAAUAUCGACAUCGACAGUUUUGUUAAUAGCAAAAACAGCGAAAAAUCUUUCAAACUUGUUUAUUCGAAGAUUUGCAGUUAUUUUGCGAUGUGAUUGGCCAAGGAACCCAGAUUGGUCGGAUGAUUUUUACUAUUGGCUACGACGAUCAUCAAAAUCAUACGAUGCAGUAGAAAAGGAAGUUUCAAAUAUUUUAAGAAAAAGAUGGCAAUUUCUAAGUGACAGUGAUUUUAAGAAAAUAAACAUUGAUCCUAGAAGAACUUUAUGACGAAAUGUUUAAAUAGUUUGUUUUGUAUUAGUAUCUAC